Molecule: messenger RNA, 402 nt
Organism: Penicillium samsonianum
Lineage: Eukaryota; Fungi; Ascomycota; Eurotiomycetes; Eurotiales; Aspergillaceae
Exons: 1
Coding region: 1-402 (133 amino acids)
Molecular function (GO): oxidoreductase activity, acting on the CH-OH group of donors, NAD or NADP as acceptor
Source: RefSeq, a predicted model, not a curated record
AUGCCCGCCAGUGUACACUUCUACAAGUGCGACAUUACAUCGCCAGAGGCAAUUCGCAAUACCGCACGACGUAUUCGUGAGGAUGUGGGUAGUCCAAGCAUUUUGAUCAACAAUGCAGGCAUUGGCACCGCAAAAUCUCUACUUGACGAAACAAAUGAGGAGAUUCAACGCACUUUUGAUGUCAACAACGUUGCUCAUUUUUGGAUGGCACGCGAAUUUCUUCCACAGAUGAUCCAGCAAAACCAUGGUCAUGUAGUCACUGUUGCAAGCAUGGCGAGCUUUAUAACACUCGCAUCAAACGUAUCCUACUCUUGUACAAAGGCAGCGGCUCUAAGUUUCCACGAAGGCAUGGCGCAAGAGCUUCGGCACAGGCAUGGUGCAAGGAAAGUUCGGACAUCGUAA